AUGUCUCUCUCUGGUGUCCACGCCCAGGAGCCGCAGCGCGACGCAGAUGGAGCGUCCUCCUCGGAGACGCUGCCAUCACCCACCCCCGCGCCAGGGACGGAGCCGCAGAAGGACCCGUCUUCCAACUUCGCCGUGGUCGGAGGCACGAAGGACUUCGGCUUCCUUCCUAUCCCGAAGAGUCUGCAAUAUGACCCACAACAUCCGGCACAUUUUGGACUGGCGAUGAAUGUUACGUUCGGGCUUGCCAGUACAUUCAUUGUGUCGAACCUGUACUAUUGCCAACCGCUGCUCAUUCAGUUCGCCCAGUCGUUUGGCGUAACAUACCAUGAAGUCUCCAAUAUCCCCACGCUUGUUCAGGCUGGCUAUGCUAUCGGCCUCCUAUUCAUUACUCCUCUCGGCGACCUUGUCCGACGACGGCAACUGCUCCUGCUGCUCGCGGCAACAACAGCCUCACUCACUAUAGGUCUCGCGAUCACCAAAAACCUCGUCGUGUUCGAAGUGCUGUCAUUCCUGAUCGGCAUAGGCAGCGUCACGCCGCAAAUCCUGAUGCCCCUCGCAGCGGAUCUUGCGCCACCGGAGCGCCGCGCGUCUGCGCUCUCCAUCGUCCUCUCCGGCCUGCUAUUCGGUGUGCUCAUCGCUCGGGUCCUCGCGGGCGUCGUCGCGCAAUUCGUGACCUGGCGCGUUGUGUACUUCAUCGCGAUCGGCGUGCAGUACGGCGUGCUCGUCAUGCUCUACUUCAUGCUCCCAGACUACCCCGCGAAGAACAAAGGCAUCACGUACUUUGGCAUCCUCUACAGCAUGGCGAAGUACACGGUCACGGAGCCGCUGCUCGUGCAGGCGAUCCUCAUCACCAUCCCGUCCAGCGCGUGCUUCACAAACUGGUGGGUCACGCUCACGUUCCUAUUGGGUGGGCCGCAGUACAACUACUCUACAAUUGUUAUCGGCUUGUUCGGCCUCGUCGGGAUGGUGGGCGUCGCCACGGCGCCAUUCGUCGGGCGUACGAUCGACGGGCUCGUGCCAUGGUCCGCGACGCUCGUCGCGAUCUCCAUGCUCACGCUCACAUUCACGCUCCAAACGGCGGCGGUCGGGCUCAACGUCGCCGUCGUUGUCAUCGUCUGCAUCGGGCUCGACGUCUUCCGGCAGACGCAGCAGGUUUCGAUCACGACGGCUGUGCUCGGCCUCGAGCCGAAUGCACGAUCACGCCUGAACGCGGUUGUCCUCCUUUCUCUCUUCAUCGGGCAGGUGAUGGGCACCGCCGUAGGGUCUAAGGUUUACACAGACCACGGCUGGCGGCCGGACGCCUCGCUCAACCUCGCGUGGACCGUCUUCUCCCUGAUUGUCCUGCUUGCGCGUGGACCGCAUGUCCCGCGGUACACAUGGUUCGGGUGGUCCGGCGGCUGGGAGCUCCGGAAGAGCAGAGUCGUGGCGCGGCAGCAGGCCGAACGCGAUGCAGCCGCGAAGGACUUGGAGUCUGCAGGCGACGGUGCGGCCGUAGAAGACAAGGGCGCUUCGGACGAGAAGCGAAGGAGUGCGGAUGAGGCGGAGGAGCGAGAACGGGAGCGUUCCGCGGAGAAGCGGGGGGACGAGGCUGUAUGA
Trametes versicolor FP-101664 SS1 is the source of this 1596-nucleotide messenger RNA. Its product is annotated as MFS general substrate transporter. NCBI's taxonomy places the organism in Eukaryota, Fungi, Basidiomycota, Agaricomycetes, Polyporales, Polyporaceae. The record is from RefSeq and is a predicted model, not a curated record. Gene Ontology annotation, biological process: transmembrane transport. Gene Ontology annotation, molecular function: transmembrane transporter activity. Bases 1 to 1596 code for a protein of 531 amino acids. The transcript has 6 exons.